CAGCAACUCAGCAACGCCAGGAUCUCACGGCCAAGCUUGAGGCAUGCUUCAUUGCUUCCCUAAGGCCGAAUUCAUUCCACGUCUACUCAGCAUUUACCUGUGUUAUCUCUAUGGAGCCUCUAGACAAUAACGAAGUCGGGAAAGAUUUUCCACAAGUCGAUUUAGGAUACUCAGUUUACCAAGCUUCUGGUUACGAUGAGGCUGGAGAUUUCUUCACUUUCAACAAUAUCAGGUAUGCAGCACCUCCAACAGGUGCUCGGCGCUUCCAGACACCCGAACCACCACUGGUGAAUCGAGACGUCGUCCAGACAGGUCUGUCGGGCAACUUUCCGCCCCAAGCUGUCCCUUUAUGGCGAAGAGUUAUCAAAGAAUGGCCAAAUCCAGGCAGUGAAGAUUGUUUGUUUCUGGAUGUCAAAGUGCCCCGCGCCACCUGGGACGGACGAGACACUCAGGUAAAGGGCGUGCCGGUGAUGGUUUGGAUCUUUGGAGGUGGCUACACUGCCGGUUCAAAGGAGGCAUUCGGCAGCGGAGCUGGCCUUCUGGCCAGGUCUGCAGAACCCAUCAUCUAUGUUGCACUGAACUACCGACUUGGAAUAUAUGGAUUCCUGGCAGGACCAAAAUAUACAGGGCAUGGAGGUACAGCAAAUCUAGGCCUCUUGGACCAGCGUUUUGCCCUGCAAUGGAUUCAGAAACAUAUCUCUGCCUUUGGUGGCGAUCCUGACCGAGUCACUGUGAUAGGUGAAUCAGCUGGCGGAGGAUCGAUCUAUCAUCAAGUCACAGCCUAUGGUGGCCAGAAAGGCCAGUCACCCUUUGCCCAAGCCAUCUUACAAAGCCCAGGGUUCUAUCCCAUCACCGAUUCUGAAGUGAUGGACCGUCACUACCAGUCAGCUUUGACGUACGCGAAUUGUGACUGCCUGGAUGAUUUGAAGCUCUUGUCGGAAGCGAAACUAAAGGAGGUGAACCUUGCCGUCAUCGACGAAGCGCCGUAUGGCCAAUUUUUGCUCGGACCGGUUGUCGACGGCGUGUUCGCGCCCAAUCUACCAGGCACGCUUCUCUCGUCAGGCUCCUUCGACCACGGUCUCAGAAUAAUGCUCGGUCAAUGUUACAACGAAGGUGGCGACUACGUAGAGCCCGUGGACAUAUCCCCCUCUUACUUUUCAGAGUACCUCGACCGCACCUUCCCGAGCAUGAAGCCUUCCGUCAAAGACUACGUCACAAGCAACCUUUACCCUUCGAUAUCGACAAUUCUGCCAGAUUUCCAACGCAGCAGUGGACUGUGGCCUCAUUUCUCACACGAAACCCCUUACUACACCACUCCCACCGCUCGACUCCAACGGCUGAUCGGCGACGCAAUCUACAUUCAACACAACAACGCACUCUCCACGGCCUUUCAAAACAAGACUUAUAAUUACAUGAUGAGCCUCGCUCCUGGAACUCACGGCACUGACAUAUCGUACACGUUCUACAAUGAAGGCAAGGAAGAGAAGUCCGCAGUGCCUGGCCUUCCCAAUGUCAAGAACAGAGAGCUUGCGCAUAUUUUCCAGAAAUACCUAACAAACUUUGUGCUGUACGGGGAUCCUAACGGCAACAAGGACGCCGGACUGCCCAAGAUGAAUCAAAGAGGAGAUGACUUUGUGGUUCUCAAUUUUGGAGAGAAUGGGAUUGAGGAGAUUCGGGAUCCAAGUGCAAAAGAGCAAUGCCUUUGGUGGCAGAAGGGCCUGUUUGCUUGACGGAUACGACUUUGGUCGUGUACAAAAUCUUUCUGAUGACAGCGUAAUAAGUUCCAAACAGCGACAAGCCGUGUUUCUGUACUUGAGUCGCCAAAGAUCCCAAAGAUCCUCCCCUUGAACAAAGGACGCCGGUGACUUGAUGGUCGUCCGGGGGUGAGCGUCGAGUGUGUCCAUUCUGAAAUCGGAUGCCAAAAAGCUAGACCCAGCACCGUUAUAACAACGGGAAAGAAAUGAGCUCGGCCCGUGGCCUAGACCU
Molecule: messenger RNA, 1986 nt
Organism: Exophiala viscosa
Lineage: Eukaryota; Fungi; Ascomycota; Eurotiomycetes; Chaetothyriales; Herpotrichiellaceae
Product: carboxylesterase family protein-like protein
Exons: 3
Coding region: 111-1730 (539 amino acids)
Source: RefSeq, a predicted model, not a curated record